CGGAGUCACCUUGGUCCCCUCCCCCCACCCGUCAUGGCGGCGGCGGCCGGGAAGCCCAAGACCUCCCCCAAGUCCGUCAAGUUCCUCUUCGGGGGCCUGGCCGGCAUGGCAGCCACGGUGUUUGUGCAGCCCUUGGACCUGGUGAAGAACCGCAUGCAGCUGAGUGGCGAAGGCGCCAAGACGAAAGAGUACAAGACGAGCUUCCAUGCCGUGGGCAGCAUCCUCCGCAAGGAGGGCGUCCGGGGCAUCUAUACCGGGCUGUCGGCAGGUCUCCUGCGCCAGGCCACGUACACCACCACCCGCCUGGGCAUCUACACGAUCCUCUUUGAGAAGCUCACGGGGGAGGACGGGCGGCCGCCCAACUUCUUGGUCAAGGCGCUGAUUGGAAUGACGGCGGGGGCCGUGGGGGCCUUCGUGGGCACGCCGGCUGAGGUGGCGCUCAUCCGGAUGACAGCCGACGGCAGGCUCCCCCCAGACCAAAGAAGAGGGUAUACAAACGUCUUCAACGCGCUGCUGAGGAUCACCCGCGAGGAGGGAGUGCCCACACUCUGGAGAGGUUGUGUGCCCACCAUGGCCCGGGCAGUGGUGGUCAACGCCGCCCAGCUGGCCUCUUACUCCCAGUCCAAGCAGCUCUUACUGGACUCUGGUUACUUCCGGGACAACAUCCUCUGCCACUUUUGCGCCAGCAUGAUCAGUGGGUUGGUGACGACAGCAGCCUCCAUGCCCGUGGACAUCGCCAAGACUAGGAUUCAGAACAUGCGGAUGAUCGAUGGAAAGCCGGAGUAUCGGAACGGGCUGGACGUGCUGAUGAAGGUUGUCCGCUAUGAGGGCUUCUUCAGCCUGUGGAAGGGCUUCACCCCCUACUACGCCCGCCUCGGCCCCCACACAGUCCUCACCUUCAUCUUCUUGGAGCAGAUGAACAAGUUCUACCAGAAGUACUUUCUCAGUGCCUGAGGGCAGAAGCCACGGC
Molecule: messenger RNA, 970 nt
Organism: Euleptes europaea (tarantolino)
Lineage: Eukaryota; Metazoa; Chordata; Lepidosauria; Squamata; Sphaerodactylidae
Gene: SLC25A11
Product: solute carrier family 25 member 11
Exons: 8
Coding region: 34-954 (306 amino acids)
Biological process (GO): thiosulfate transport; succinate transmembrane transport; mitochondrial transport
Cellular component (GO): mitochondrial membrane
Molecular function (GO): antiporter activity; succinate transmembrane transporter activity; thiosulfate transmembrane transporter activity
Source: RefSeq, a predicted model, not a curated record